This is a messenger RNA of Paramecium sonneborni, 1901 nucleotides long. The record is from the annotation of a GenBank genome assembly. Lineage: Eukaryota; Ciliophora; Oligohymenophorea; Peniculida; Parameciidae.
AUGAACAAGGCUAAUGUUUUUGGAACAGCAGCUUAUACAGCACCAGAGGUGAUAGCAAAAUUAUAAUAUUAAAGUUUAUAUGAUAAAUCAGUUGAUAUUUGGUAUUUGGAAGUCUUUUGGUAUGAAAUGUUAACAGGAUAAAGAUUAUUUGAGGGUAAUUUAAAAUUAUAAUCUUAGGUAAUAGUUAAGAUGAAUUAAUUAAUUAAAUCGUAAAUAUUAGUUAUCAAGAUAUUGAAUAAAAAAUUUAAAACAGCCUAAAUAUAUAAUAUAAAGAAAAAGAUUUAAUUAAAAAGAUGUUAAACAAAAUUCCAAUUUAAAGAAUAUAAUUGCAAGAUAUACUAGCAAAUUAUAAUUUAAAUGAUAAUGAUAAUUAAAAAUUUAUCAAAUAAAUAGGCCGUUAAAAUGUUGAUAUAUAAAAAAAGGAAAAUGAUUAGAGAGAAAAGAUUUAAUAAGAAUUAGAAAAGAUCAUAAAAAAAGAAUAUAAUUAAAAAAUAUUAGAAUUAGAAUCCAAAAUGGAUGAAGAUAUGGGAUAAAUAAGAAGAGAAAUAGAAAAGUAAAAAGAUGAAGAGUUGGCUAAUAAAUUAUAAAUAAUUUAUGAAUAACAGAAAAACGAAUUAGAAGAGUAAAUAAGAAUAAAAUAAAUAGAAUUAAAAUAGUAACUAGAAAAUGCUAAAUUAUAAGAAUAUGAUAAAGAAUAGUUAACUUAAAUGAAAAUUUUGUUAGAAAUAUAGUUUUAAAAUGAAGUAAACUUAUUCAAAAUAAAGAAAGCAGAAGAAUAAUAACAACAAAUUAAAGAAUAUGAAAAGAAGGAAAAUUAGGAAAUAGAAGAAGCAAUUAGAUAAAAAAUAUUAGAAUAGGAAAAAUUGAUUAAAGAUUAAUUAGAAAUAGAUAUAUACAAUAAAUAUCUAUUAGAAUACUCAUUUAAAGUAAUUGAUUUAGAAAAAUAAUAACAAUAUUAAAAUUAAAAAUAAUUAGAAGAAAAAAAAUAAUCCUUACUAAUUCUAUUAUAAUCUUAGUAAAAUACAAUAUAAAUGUUUAUCUCAAACUUAAAAUAAAAAUUAUAGCUUAUAAAGGAUUUAGAUACAUAAGUUUAAAUAAAAAAUUAAUUAAUAAAUUUCAUAGAAAAUGAACUUAAAAAAUAAGAGGAAAAAGUUAAAUAAAAUGAACAGAGAUAAUUAACUAUUUAAUAAGCUUUUUAAUUAGAGUAAAUUAACGGAUAGGAUAAUAAAAUAUCUUUAGAAAUUUCAUCAGAUAUAUAAGAAUAAAAUAACGUUAAUAAUUACAUUACAGAACAAUAAAGGUUACUUGAAAAGUAGGUAAAUGAUAAAGAAAAGAUUGAAUAAUUGCAAAAAGAACAGUAGAAACAAAAAGAACAAAAAGAACAAUUAAAUUAAGAAAAACAAAAAAUUGAAUAAUAAUUUAAUAACUUAAAAUAAAAAAGUGAUUCGUUUUAAGGAAAUAUUUAAAAAUUUUAGGAGAAAAUUAAGCUUUACAAGAAAAUUUAAUAUUAAAUGUAAGGGCAAGAGAAACUUUAAGAAGUUAUCGGAUAAUACUAAAAAGUGAUUUAAGAUUUUUAAGUUUUAUAAUAAUAAGAAAAAAUGAUUAAUCAAUUUGGGUUAUCAUAGCAAGUUAUUACUUAUUAAUCCUUUAAUAGUAAGAUUGAGGAAAUUUAAUGGGCAUAAAAUAGACUUAAAAAUUAAAUUGAUGAAACAAAUAUAUCGAUUGAAUAAACUGAUCAAAAAUUUAUAGAUGAAAAUCUUAGAUAAAUGGAUCAGUAAGCCAAUAAUUUAAGUGAUUACUAGGAAAAAUUUAUAUAUUUAUCUAAGAAUGGAAAAUUUUAAAAAAAAUAGACUAAAUAAUUCUUAAAAUAGGAAACUGUUUUAUUUAGUUAAAUAAUUUGA